UUAAACAUAUCAUAGGUCUCUUCAGUUACAUACAAAUAUGAUUUUUAUUAGCUAUUUAGAUUUAUUUUGGAACUGGAUCAGACUUCUGCUUUUAAACCUUAAGUCCUAACAGCUAGACUCUAAGAAUAGUGGCGUCUGGUCUUUUUUUUUUUAUCAUUGGUCAUUGCACAGUGGCCGCACCAGUAGGAGAUAGAACCAUUUUGCUUGAAGGACAAGAAAUAAUGUAGACAGAUGAUUAACAAACCAGCUGGACAGUGUUGGUAACACAAACCAACAAGUAAUGUGAGCAUUUAAAUUUGAUUGAGAGACUGACAAGAAAAUUAUUUUUCAGCAGCUAUGCGUCUUGCAGUUUUACAGUUCCUGGCUGGAAUUUUUGGAGCUGUAAGCUCAAUGUUCCUCCUGGGAUCUCUUGGGUCUGAUUACUGGCUUUUGGCAUUUGAAUCUUGUGAUCAUGCUGCUUUUUUCAGAGUCACAGAGGAUAUCUCUCAAACACAGCCAGACAGUAGCAUUCAGGCUGAAAAUCCCCUACUGUUCUACCAUGAGGGCCUCUUCUGGAGAUGUUCUUAUAGCAGUACAAAUGAAGAGCAGGACAGCAUGUUGGCUUUUUGGAUCACCAAUCAGCCAUCCCAGAAGGUUUGCAUGCCAGCCUACUUGUCUCACGCUCCCAUCUCAGGACUUCCCAACAGCGUUCUAACCUCCGACUCUGUCACAGUGCAAAGGGCCUUUUGGUGUGUUAUAUUUGUGCUGGGAGUCCUCUCUGUGAUGAUCGGGGGGUUUGUCACAAUCUGUGCAACCCCUGGGACCAGCCAUCGCCUUUAUGAGGCUGGAGGGGCUCUCUUUAUAACCGGGGGUGUCUUAAUCAUGUCUGUAGUGCUGUUGUUUGCUGUGUGGGUGCAGGUCUCGGACUCUUUAGAGCGGUACGGCCUCCAGCGCAGACACUUAGUGUGCCCCCGUCUGCAGCUCGGUGUGCACUAUGGUCCGUCUUUUAUGCUGGCUCCCACUGCUGCCUUCCUCUGCCUGCUCACUGGCCUACUUCUCCUGCUCAUUCCAUCAGUCAGCAGAGCAUUGGCCAGGGACACAGAGAACCAGCCAUUAUCACUGCGAGAAGAAUGUGUGUAGUGUUGUUGUGUAUAUAUGAGAAUGACUCUUUCCCAAUGUACCCAAAAUUCUGUCCUCAUUCACUCUCUCUUAUAUUGUUCUGGAUGUUUAUGGUUGUCUGCCUUAACCUCCUGGGUCCCUCUGUCCACGUACGAGAACAUUAUAUUUUAUUGAUUUUCUCUGACACCAUACAUGUCACAGUUUUAGCACAUUCAGGGAUUUUCAGAGAUACCGAAUGUUUCAGAUUCCAGUGAACAUGCUGAUUAAGCACUAUAAGUGUAGAAACUAUCCAGCUGUUCUUAUUAUUAAUGCAUUGUAACAGCCAAUACAAUAAGUUUGUGUAAAAAUGUUUCUCCUAUGCUCUCACUAGUUUGUCUCCUUGGUUACUCAUUAAUUAGAUCCCGCCUGUUGGAAUUUAGUUCAUUAUCCUGUGUAUGCAUGCCCUGUUUUAGUUCAUUGUCUGGUGUUAAAUGUGUUAAAGUGCACACUGUUCUGUUGAAACCUCUGUGGAUUAUUUACUUUUGUUUAUUAAAGUCUUUAUUUGAAACCUU
This is a messenger RNA of Megalobrama amblycephala (Wuchang bream), 1649 nucleotides long. It is a transcript of the gene tmem182b, whose product is annotated as transmembrane protein 182b. The transcript is spliced from 5 exons. NCBI's taxonomy places the organism in Eukaryota, Metazoa, Chordata, Actinopteri, Cypriniformes, Xenocyprididae. The record is from RefSeq and is a predicted model, not a curated record. Bases 337 to 1119 code for a protein of 260 amino acids. Gene Ontology annotation, cellular component: membrane.